Messenger RNA from Artibeus jamaicensis (Jamaican fruit-eating bat), 1419 nucleotides. It is a transcript of the gene ASB11, whose product is annotated as ankyrin repeat and SOCS box containing 11. NCBI's taxonomy places the organism in Eukaryota, Metazoa, Chordata, Mammalia, Chiroptera, Phyllostomidae. The record is from RefSeq and is a predicted model, not a curated record. Gene Ontology annotation, biological process: protein ubiquitination; positive regulation of protein catabolic process; intracellular signal transduction. Gene Ontology annotation, molecular function: protein binding. Bases 65 to 973 code for a protein of 302 amino acids. The transcript has 7 exons.
UGAAGACACUAGAUAACAGCAGCCUUAGCCAAGGAAAUAAGACCUCCAAAGGCAAACCCUCAGAAUGCUUCAGUUAACUGGGGACAAUGAGAAGAAUCUGGACGUUUCAAGAAGUGUAAGAAGGCCCGGAGUGUGGAAAGAGAUUUCUUUUGGGGAUUACAUUUGUCACACAUUUCAGGGAGACUGCUGGGCUGAUCGAUCCCCGCUUCAUGAAGCUGCAGCCCAGGGGCGCUUACUGGCUCUUAAGACUUUAAUUGCACAGGGUGUCAACGUGAACCUCGUGACAAUUAACCGGGUCUCUUCUCUCCAUGAGGCGUGCCUUGGAGGUCAUGUAGCCUGUGCUAAAGCCUUACUGGAAAAUGGUGCACAGGUCAAUGGAGCGACGGUUCACGGAGCCACACCCCUCUUUAGCGCUUGCUGCAGUGGCAGCGCUGCGUGUGUUAACGUGCUGCUGGAAUUCGGAGCCCGGGCCCAGCUCGAGGUGCACCUGGCAUCCCCUAUCCAUGAGGCAGUCAAGAGAGGUCACAGAGAGUGCAUGGAGAUUCUGCUGGCAAAUAACGUGAACAUUGACCAAGAAGUGCCUCAGCUCGGAACUCCCCUCUAUGUGGCCUGUACCCACCAAAGGGUAGAUUGUGUGAAGAAACUCCUAGAAUUAGGAGCCAGUGUUGACCUCGGCCACUGUCUGGACACGCCGCUCCACGCUGCAGCGAUGCAUUCCAGUGUGGAAGUCAUCCACCUGCUGAUGGACUACGGCGCUAACCCGAAGCACAGAAAUGCUCAGGGCAAAUGUGCACUUGAUCUGGCAGCCCCCAAAAGCAGCGUGGAGCAGGCACUCCUGCUCUGGGAAGGCCCGCCUGCUCUUUCUCAGCUCUGCCGCCUAUGUGUCCGAAAGUGCUUGGGUCGAGCGUGUCAUCAAAGCGUCCACGAGCUGCAUCUGCCGGAGCCGCUGCAAAGAUUCCUCCUCUACCAGUAGUCCCAACUGCCCAUGGAAGGUCCUGGAAAUAAUCAGGUUGUUGCCUGAUGUCCACAGGGUAGCUAGUGUAGAUGCUCAACAGCUAGACUCUCAGUAUCUUCAAAUGAGCUCAUCCAGUUAGAUGAAGUUCCGGAUGAAUGGGAAACACUUAGGGAGUGGAAACUUCUCAUUGGUUUAAUUUCCCCAUUACCCAAGGGGCAACCAGAGACCUUUCAUUUUUAGCUCUUCUUGUUAAGAAACUUUGAAAAAUUGUGAAGUAGCAUGAGAAUACUAUGGUGUUUUCAAAGGCUCAUGAUCUCCAAUUAUGUAAGGGUCAACAUUCUGAGUAUCAUGCAGACAUGUGAUAAUCUGGGCGAAUCAGAUUGGGAUGAAUGUGAGUAUCCCAAGGUGUGUUCCUCCUGAUUUAGUUCUUCCUUCUUUCCCUCUUUCUUUCCUCUAUGAAUAAA